CCCCCGCGGAGUGCGCACGCGCCCGCCCCCAGCUUCGCGCCCAGAUCGCCGCCUAGCUUGCUCGCGCAGCCGCCGUCUCAUCUGCCCACCGACGAAGCAUGGGCGUCCAGGGCUUCCAAGAGUUCCUGGAGAAGCGCUGUCCCGGGGCCGUGGUGCCCGUGGACCUCCUCAAACUCGCGCGCACGGUCUCGCGCCAGCAGCAGCAGCACCAGCAUCGCCAGCUGCCGCCUACGGCAGCCCUAGCGCCCGGGGCUCCACGCGCCGCCAGGGGCUCCGCGCCUCAGCAACCGCCAUUCCCGCCCGCCGCCUUGGGUGCCUACUCCGGGGGCGCGGGGCCUACUCGACACCAUCACCCCGCUCACCACUUCCACCAUCACGGCCAGGCGCACCCCGGCCUGCACCCGCCGCCACCGCCGCCGCCGCCCCCCCCUCCGCUGCCCGGGGCCCGGGUGCUUGUGGACGCGGGCUCAGCGCUGCCGCGGCUUUAUGGCGGCUACCAGACGGAUUGGGUGUGUGGCGGCCAAUGGAACGCCAUGCUGGGCUACUUGUCAGCGCUCUGUCAGGCUUGUGCCUAUCCCGGCGGCGACGGCCUGGAGCUGGUGGUCAUGUUCCCCGGGGGCCUGGGUAAGGACCGGCUGGCCGAAUGGGGCCGUCGGUGCCAGGCCGAGCGGCAGACAGCGCAACUGAUCGUGGGACACGUGGGCAACAAGGGCACCCCUCCUCCUCGGGCCUGGUUCCUGCCACCGGCCUGCCUGAGCCACUGCGUGAGGCUAGCACUCAUCCGCUUCCGGGUCAAGGUCUUUCAGAGCCUUGAAGACCACCAUUUGGAAGUGGUGGCUUUUUUCAGGGAAAAUGGCUUCCAUGGUCUUCUUGCCCAUGACUCCGAGUACGCGCUCUACAAUAUUCCUUCUUACUAUAGUUCCCAUGCUCUGAAGCUGAGCUGGAAUGGAAAGAACCUCACCACCAACCAGUUUCUGAUGCAGGAGGUGGCCAAGCAGCUAGGCCUGAAGCGGAUGAAUUUUCCCAUAUUUGCUGCACUGCUAGGUAACCACAUUCUCCCAGAUGAGGACCUGGCUGCUUUUCACUGGAGCCUCUUGGGACCAGAACAUCCCCUUGCAUCACUUAAGGUCAGAGCUCAUCAGCUGGUUCUUCCUCCCUGUGAUGUGGUAAUCAAAGCUGUUUCUGAGUAUGUUAGUUCCAUCAAAGACCCCUCAAACCUGGAUGUAGUUGGGAAGGAUGUUUUCAAACAGUCUCAGUCCAGGACAGAAGAUAAAAUAGAACGAUUCAAGAAAGCGGUUGAGUACUAUUCAGUCACAACCAAACUCUCUUCACUGCCAGUGGGGCCCUCCUUUCUAGGUUUUCGAAAUAAUCGCCUUGGAAAUCCUCCCAUUCCACAAAAUCAAAUGGGCACUCUCUCUGCUGGGAAGCCGAUGUUUUCUCACCACGUGCCCCAGAAAAUGAAAUAUCCACCACCAUUCCCAGUGGGACCCAACUCCUCUCUUCUCUUCUCCCCCCAUGCUUUGGGGGAAUCCCAUGCUUUUUCUGAGGAUUCCAUGCUGCAGGACAGCCCCUUUGCCAAUUGGGCUAUCUCUUAUGAUUCCUCUGCAUCCCAGUUUCCCAAUUACCUGACUUCCAAAGCCUCAACUCCUUUGGGACCAGACUCUUCCCACUCCUCUUCCUCUGAUGGUGAUGAGCCAGAAGGAGCCAGCUCUGAUCACAUCACAGAAACACUUCAGCAGCAACCUGGAUGGGAGGAUCCAAACAGUGACAGAGGUUCUUGGGUAGAGCCCAUUGAUGCUGGAGUUUCAAAUGCCAGCCUGGGUGAUGGUGAGCCCCACAUCCCAUCUCUCCUGUCUAUGUCUACAAGGAACCAUAUGGACAUCACCAUUCCACCCUUACCUCCAGUAGCUCCAGAAGUCUUGCGGGUUGCUGAACACAGACAUCGAAGGGGUCUUAUGUACCCAUAUAUCUACCAUGUCCUCACUAAGGGUGAGAUUAAGAUUCCUGUAUGUAUUGAAGAUGAGUGUAACAUGGAGCUUCCUCCAGCUGCUAUCCUGUUCCGGUCAGCUCGUCAAUAUGUAUACGGGGUUCUUUUCAGUUUGGCAGAGACACAGCGGAAAAUGGAACGUCUGGCCAUACGGCGGCGGCUACCUGUAGAAGUUCCUUCAGUGAUUCUUAAAGAGUGGUCUGCCUAUAAAGGGAAGUCACCUCAAACCCCAGAGCUGGUGUCUGCACUGACAUUUCGAGAAUGGACUUGCCCAAACCUCAAGAAGCUCUGGCUAGGCAAAGCAGUUGAGGACAAAAACAGAAGGAUGCGUGCCUUCCUGGCCUGUAUGAAGUCAGACACACCCAGUAUGCUCAAUCCAGCUAACGUCCCCACCCAUCUGCUGCUCAUGUGCUGUGUACUCCGAUACAUGGUUCAAUGGCCUGGCGGCCGAAUCCUGCAUCGCCAUGAGCUAGACACCUUCCUGGCACAGGCAGUUUCUACUCAACUUUAUGAACCAGAUCAACUUCAAGAACUCAAGAUUGAGAAACUGGAUGCUCGAGGGAUCCAGCUUGCUGCCCUCUUCAUGAGCGGAGUUGAUACAGCCCUGUUUGCCAAUGAUGCCUGUGGCCAGCCAGUUCCUUGGGAACACUGCUGCCCCUGGAUUUACUUCGAUGGAAAGCUGUUCCAGAGCAAGCUAAUUAAAGCAGGCCGGGAGAGAGUAUCCCUAGUUGAGCUCUGCGAUGGCCAGGCUGACCUGGCAACCAAAGUGGAGAAGAUGAGACAGAGCAUACUUGAAGGAGUCAACAUGAACCAUCCACCGCCUUCUCUACUUCCAUCACCUACCUUUAUGCCUCCCAUGGUGCCCUCUCUCUACCCUGUUUCACUUUACCCCCGAGCCAUGGGCCCAAUGCCACCUCCCCCUCAAGGAAGGAGCCGGGGGUUUGCAGGUCAGUACCUAAGAAUAAGGUGUUUGUCAUUGUCAAUCUAUUUCAUAAUAACCUAUCCAGUAAUUAUUGCCAGUUACAGAAUCAGCAGUUUCAUAUAUAUCUUAUCUCAUUUACGGUCUGUGCUGUAGUGUGGUUUGAAGAGUAGCUUAUUGAAAUGGAGGGGUGUAGCAUAGGGAAGAAAGCCCACUGACUUCCCAGACUACUCUCCAUGGAAGUUAUUAGUUCCUAAGGUUUUGACUUACAAAGUAACUGAUGUAGAAACCAAGAGUCACAUUUUACUUUUGAGAACUGCAGUUCAUGUGAACUGGGUCUUCAUGGUUGCUGGUUAGCCCACUAAUUCCCCGUGUACACAGGAACUUGCAGGAAGAGCAGUGGGAAGUCAGUAAAUGGCUAGUGUCAGCAAACAACCGUAGCUUGAUAUACCCAUUUCCACUCUGA
This is a messenger RNA of Capra hircus (goat), 3372 nucleotides long. RefSeq names its product family with sequence similarity 120C (gene FAM120C). The record is from RefSeq and is a predicted model, not a curated record. The transcript is spliced from 13 exons. Lineage: Eukaryota; Metazoa; Chordata; Mammalia; Artiodactyla; Bovidae. Bases 99 to 3062 code for a protein of 987 amino acids. Gene Ontology annotation, cellular component: nucleus.